Messenger RNA from Austrofundulus limnaeus, 1705 nucleotides. RefSeq names its product purine nucleoside phosphorylase 5b (gene pnp5b). The record is from RefSeq and is a predicted model, not a curated record. Gene Ontology annotation, biological process: nucleoside metabolic process. Gene Ontology annotation, cellular component: cytoplasm. The coding region runs from base 188 to 1069 and encodes 293 amino acids. Gene Ontology annotation, molecular function: purine-nucleoside phosphorylase activity. The transcript has 6 exons. Lineage: Eukaryota; Metazoa; Chordata; Actinopteri; Cyprinodontiformes; Rivulidae.
AUCCGAGGAAACAAGAGCGCAGAGCAACGCCUGCGCAUCGACCAAUCAGAGCGUCUGCUACGUGUGACGUAAGAACAGGCGGAUGGGGUGUUUAGAAAGCCGGUUUCUCCAUCAGGAAGCCCGAACAAACGCCGCUAGUCUCAACAAAACAAAGAUCAACCUGCUGUAGACUCCAUCAUACUUCAUCAUGUCUGACAUUAACUCUGGGGGAAACUAUGAGGAAUGCAGAAACACAGCUGAUUGGCUGCUGAACCACACUCAGGUGCGACCAACUGUGGGAAUCGUGUGCGGGUCAGGCCUGGGGGGGCUGGCUGGCAUGCUGAAGGACCCGCAGGUCUUUAAAUACAGCGACAUUCCCAACUUUCCCCGCAGCACAGUGCACGGUCAUGCAGGCCAGCUGGUGUUUGGGACACUCAAAGGGAAGCCAUGUGUCUGCAUGCAGGGCAGGUUCCACCUGUAUGAAGGUUAUCCCAUCCAAAAGAUUACGUUGCCUAUGCGCGUCUUCAAGCUGAUGGGCGUCGAAACUGUGAUCCUGACGAACGCAGCUGGAGGCCUGAACCAGGACUUCAAAGUGGGCGACAUCAUGAUCAUCAAGGACCACGUCAACAUGCCCGGGUUUGCUGGAAACAACCCGCUGGCUGGACCCAACGACGACAGGUUCGGCGUCCGUUUUCCCUGCAUGUCCGACGCCUACGACCGCGAGUUGCAGCAGCUGGCGCACGAAGUGGCGACAGAGCUGGGCUACAGCGACUUCCUGCGUGAGGGGGUGUACUGCGUCCUCGGGGGUCCCUCCUUUGAAACCAUCGCUGAGUGUCGCAUGCUGCACCGCUUAGGGGGCGACGCUGUUGGGAUGAGCACGGUGCACGAGGUGAUCGUCGCCCGCCACGCCGGCAUGCGUUGCUUCGCCAUGUCUCUGAUCACCAACCGGUCGGUGAUGGAUUACGACAGCCAGGAGCGGGCCAACCACGAGGAAGUCCUGGAGACCAGCGGGCAGCGGUCCAAGCAAAUGGAGAAGCUGGUGACCACCAUGUUGGACCGGCUGGACAACAACAARAACAACUCCUUCUGAACGCCGCCUCGCACCUGGUCCGAGGAUUCCCAAAACGCUUUUUUACACAAAUAAAGUGUCGGCGUUUAAAAACAACACGGUCAGUACGAAAAAAAAUAGACAACCGUUUUACUGCCGGUUACUUUCAGUGUAGUUUAACGAUCUUUAAAGCUAGUCUACAUUUUUAAACAAUCUUUUAUACACUCCUCUUUUUAGAGUUGUACAGAUGUUUUAAACUUUUUGAACAAGAGUUUUUUAACASAUUCCUGCUGUCCUGCUCUGUACUCAGCUGACUAAAAUCAUUCUGCAAUGUUUUAACUUAAACUUCAACAUAUUUAUUCCACAUUCCCUUCAAAGUACAAAUUGAUUUUCACUUUAUUCUGCAGGGGACCAACUCACUGCGCUCAAGUGUAGAAAUGUGUAAAAUAUUCUAAAUUAUUUAUAUGAAAUGUAUUUAAGUGGUCUUUUGAAAAUGUUGUUUUGUUUGAAAAAAAAAGAGGAAGAAAAGCUCUUCUGCACAGGAUUGUUAGUAAUGAAUGUAAAUGUCCUCAAAAUGUUUCGUCACUGGGAUCAUUGGUGGUUGUUGUUUUUAUUGGUACUUUGAUCUAAAUUCUGCAAAAGGGGAUCUAGUUUUUUAAUAAAUUGCACAGAAUCAAA